GGCGGGCAGAACAAGUGCGGUUGCACCGACACCGGUACAUAGGCGCGGGCCGGCGUGUCCUUGGGCUAGAGAGCGGGACGUCCGUCCGUCUUCGGGUCGCAGCGGUCGUGGUGUUGAUCACCUGGGAGCGAAAGAAAAAUGGGUGAUGUUGAGAAAGGCAAGAAGAUUUUUGUUCAGAAGUGUGCCCAGUGCCACACUGUGGAAAAGGGAGGCAAGCAUAAGACUGGACCAAAUCUCCAUGGUCUGUUUGGGAGGAAGACUGGUCAGGCGGCUGGGUUCUCAUACACAGAUGCCAACAAGAACAAAGGCAUCACCUGGGGAGAGGACACCCUGAUGGAGUAUUUGGAGAAUCCCAAAAAGUACAUCCCUGGAACAAAAAUGAUCUUCGCUGGAAUUAAGAAGAAGGGAGAAAGGGCAGACCUAAUAGCUUAUCUUAAAAAGGCUACUAAUGAGUAAUUCCACUGCCUUAUUUAUUACAAAACAAAUGUCUCAUGGCUUUUAAUGUGUACCAUAAUUUAAUUCAUACAUCAAAAUUCAGAUCAUGAAUGGCUAACAAUGUUUUUGUUGGGACGGUCCUGAUUUAAGUAAAAGUGACUUAUAGUAAAGUGGAUAUGAUCUUUUUUAAAAGUAACAAUUCCAGUCACUAUCACAGCUCUCCCUUUCUCAAGAUUGGAUUGGACUUAUUAAAGUUAUACUUUCCACAAAGA
Peromyscus eremicus (cactus mouse) is the source of this 707-nucleotide messenger RNA. RefSeq names its product cytochrome c, somatic. Gene Ontology annotation, cellular component: mitochondrial intermembrane space. Gene Ontology annotation, molecular function: heme binding; electron transfer activity. Gene Ontology annotation, biological process: mitochondrial electron transport, ubiquinol to cytochrome c; mitochondrial electron transport, cytochrome c to oxygen. The record is from RefSeq and is a predicted model, not a curated record. NCBI's taxonomy places the organism in Eukaryota, Metazoa, Chordata, Mammalia, Rodentia, Cricetidae. The coding region runs from base 139 to 456 and encodes 105 amino acids. The transcript has 3 exons.